UCUUGGCAGGAUGUAUCCACGCAGUUGCUCGUCAAUAGCGUGUGAAUCCGUUUCUCGGUAGUAGAACUGCAUUGGGAGCCUCCCGCGGCAUGUGCGAGUGCAGAAAUCGUGGCGCGUGGUAACCGGAACAACUGUGAACUACCAGACGGCUGUCGUCGCCUCGCAUCGGCAACAGAAAGCUCUCGCAGUCGAUAUCCUGCGGUUGUUCGAGUACGACGGAGAAUUUGACUGAUCCCACGUGUUGACAUAAAUGCAAAGGAUACGGGAAGAGUUUCACGUUGGCUGUGGUGUUUGGUGUAUCAAUAAAUUGUGACACCUGUGCUCUAUAGUGUGAUACCAACGUCUACCUUCGUUGUGGUGGUUCUCACUGCAACUUAUUUAGUGGAAAGUCAGCUAUUGGAAGAAAGUUUUCCCCUGUAAUGGGUAAAAAUAUUGAAGCGAGCCAUUAAGUGAUCGUUUGCCAACCAAAACGCAUUCGUUUGAUCAAUUAUAAUAACUAAUCAGUAUAAUCCAAUUGUGAUUAUUAUUCGAUGAAUGAAAAGCCCCAUCGAAAUUGCGACCGUCAAAUCAAUAUUUAAUUAGGAGUGAAAACAAAAGCUGAGGAGAUAAAAAUUAAUAAUAAAUUACGUUCAAUCAUUUUCACGGUGUGGCCCAAGCUGGGGGCGAAGCUGUGCGCGAUUGCACUGUGCAACUGAAUUGAAAAUAAUUAAAAAUUCAAAUUAUACGGCCGUUCGUGAUGAAUAUUCAUGACGAGCUACGGGGCUGUGGCUCUGUGGUGAAGUGCACCUGACGGAUUAUCGCUAAAAAGCUCGACCACUUGAUGCGAUAGUGGAAUUAUCGUUUGCGCCAAUUGUCCCUUCUGUGGUGUCCAUUCCCCCUCUCCAGUGGAUUCCUUGCGGAGUGAUGCGGAACGGUCGAAUUUUCCGACGGUUCCGUUUCCGUCGCAGCUGCUCACGGCAGACGACCAUAAAGUCCCGAGUGGGCGCGUGAGUGAAUGAUGAUACUGUUUAUCACCCGACUAGGACACAAAGUGGAAACAAAAAUGAUUGAUGAAGCUACACUGUGUAAAUAACGAAACAAGUAAUUAUAAAUUUAUGCCGAAAUUAAUUUGAUUGUGUCUGGGCGCAAUCCUCAAUCUGCGCUAAUGCAUACCCGAUAUCGUCUCCGCAAUUAGCGAAAACCUUCGUAAUCUGUUAUUCUCUUUCAACUCUGCUCACCGAUACAUUCUUACUUAAUGUGUUACGCAUCUUGCAUCUUGUGAGGAAUCUGAAAGUGAUACUUAUCGAGAGUUAAGUGAAUGUUUACCAGAAUUGGUUACAAUCGGUGUUAGUCGAAAUGAUGCCUCAGCGGAAUAUUUUCUGCCCAUUGGUAACCCUACUGAUAUUGCUGCUAAAUAUGGUCCGACCUACCCUUGGAUACUUUGAUCUGUUCCUGAACCACUCGGAAGUAAUAAAAUUAAUGGGCAUCGAGGCGGACCUGUUCUACGUUCGCGACGGAGCCAUUAACGACUACGCCAUCAGCUUCGUAGUUCCGAUGAAAACCGGCAUUGACGAUUUGCAGUUUUCCUGGCAGAGUCGAACGGCGUAUCCGCUUCCCUACACGAUAUCGGUUCACUACGAUGACAACGAGGGCGCACUGCAACAUCCGGAGCUGAACAUCCCGAGCAGUGGAAUCAUCCCGAGGGUGGUGGAGACGUUCACCGUUCAUCUGGUGUGUUCGGGCAACGUGUCAAAGGAGGUACCGGUCGGGAUUCACCUACAUGUCGAAGGACCACCGAAGCAAAACGAUACGAAAUUGAUUAUCAGACGAAAUAAAAUUUGCAUUAAAGGCAUCUUCCCGCCGCGACAUCGGCUGCCGGCCGCGGAAAUUGCACCCCCACAGGGACCCGCCCUGCUCGGAGCUGCCGCCUGUGCCCUCGGACUGGUGCUGGUGGUUGGACUUAUUGCCAGCGCGAUGUACGUGAGAGCCCGAAAGCAGAUCCGCCAGGAUUCGCUACACACUAGCUUCACCACCGCUGCUUAUGGCAGCCAUCAGAAUGUGUUCAUCCGUCUGGAUCCCCUGGGGCGACCGCCCAGUGCGAACAGUGGCUCCUACGCCACGAUUGCUAGCCUCAACAAAUACCCCAUCAGUGAGUCGAAAAAAUCGUGGUUCCGAAGCACUCCAUCGCCAUCGCCGUAUGCAACGGCGCUGCUCCCGCUGAACCAUGGCCAGAGCAAUGCCACCACGGAGUCGGUUUACGCGAAGCCGGAUUCGGUCUGUCCGUCCCGGGUGUCCUAUUACGCUUCAUCGCAGCUUACCCAGGUGUACAGUCUGUCGACCCCUGCUCGCAGUAUCCAUAGCAAUGGCUCCAACCCGAAGGAUAAACUUCGACGGAUUGCCGUUUCACCGGACACCAUUAUCUGCCAACAGUUGGUACAGGAAGGAACUUACGGACGUAUAUUCUACGGUGUCCUGCAUCAUCCCCUCGGCGAAACAAGGGACGUUCUAAUCAAAACUGUUGUCGACGGUGCCUCGCUCAGCCAAGUGGCCUAUCUUCUAUCGGAAGGAUCAACGCUUUGUGGGGUGUCCCAUCCAAACAUCCUCUUUCCGGUGGCCGCCGUCACCGAGCUUUCGGGCCCGCCGAAAGUGGCCUAUCCGUUGGCAGCGAAAGGAAACCUCAAACAAUACCUUCAGAGCUGCCGAGAUAUCGGCAUGCAAAGCUCGGGCAUAUCGUUAAGCACCCGACAGCUGGUAGAUUUCGGCCUGCAAGUGGCCCGUGGCAUCUCGCAUCUCCAUUCGCUCGGUGUCCUGCACAAGGAUGUCGCCACCAGAAACUGUGUGCUCGAUUCGGAGCAAAAUGUACGAGUCUGUGAUAACGCACUGUCGCGUGAUGUGUUCCCUAACGACUACCACUGCCUUGGCGACAACGAGAAUCGCCCGAUCAAGUGGAUGGCGCUGGAAACGCUGGAGAAGAAGUUCUACACCACCUCGAGUGACGUCUGGAGUCUGGGGGUGCUGCUAUGGGAAUUAGCCACACUGGCGGCGAUGCCUUUUGAGGAAGUGGACUCAUUCGAGCUGGCCGCUUAUCUUAGGGACGGCUAUCGGUUAGCACAGCCCGUCAAUUGUCCGGAUGAAUUCUACACGGUGAUGUCCUGCUGCUGGCUGGCAGACUACAAGCAGCGACCGUCCUUUCCGCAGCUAAUUGCUUACUUGCACGACUUUCACGAGGACUUGGGCAAGUACGUCUAGCGUGCCGAGCGGUGAUUUCUGCCAUCUACCGCGUCGAACCAUCGUCGAAUCGGAGCCCAUGGUGAGGGAAUCGCUUUCGACGUCACAACACGAUUGUUACCUUACACAACUAGGAGAUUGUAGGAGUACCGGAGCAAAGAGGAGUAGGAGAAGGAACGGGGAACGGUUCCACGCUCAUCGGAGUUCCGCCGUUUACCAAGUGAAGCAACACAUUAAGUUACUAGGGGGAAGAGGAGAGACUUGGGUCUGAUGCUAGAAAGCAGAUCGAAAGGUGCAAUAAUGAAAAACGUGAAGCACGCGGGCGGAGGGUGGUGAUAAUCAAAAUAGAAAAGUACAAAUCGCUCUGGUAUGAUACGGGAGAAAAUUGUUGAAUACCAACUGAAAGUGAGCGAGUACAAACAUUUACGAUUAUUGAUGAUAUAUGCCUUUUGAUAUAAUUUUCUGAAAAUGCACAUUCUUCGAGGUAAUUUUCAUUUAAUUUGUUCUCUUAUAAGAUUUAUGUUCAGAAAUAAUAAUAUUAUCAAUAUGAGUUCGAUGUUCCUAGGUGAUCCGUACCCAGCGUGUUUGCGGGCUACAAUAAUUUUCAAAUACAACAGGGAUUGGCUUCGCUAACCACAAAAAUAAUUAAUAAAUCAUAAAUCAUACAUUUAUAGCACCACGGAAUUAUUUCGCUCGCUUGUGUUUGGCUGCGCCAGGAUUACGGGAUUUUAACCGUUAUUUCGCUAUCAAAAUAGACACGAAGUCCAAGGCGUUAUGCAGAUGGCUUAUUGGAGAGAAAUAAUGAAUAUUAUUUAGUUAAUAACAUCUCCGGUGCAGGAGAGUUUCUCUACCGUUGCUAUUAAUACCACAGGGGAUUAAAAUGCUACCACCGACCGACCGGACCCCUAUUUUAUCCACAAAAAUCACAUCGUAUAAUCGUUGCCACGAUGUACACUUGAACCAAAUUCGUGAGCCUUUGGAAAAUGAGCCAAACAAAUGUGUUCAUUGGAUGUACUAUCAUGAACUAUCGAACAUAUUUUUUUCACAAGACAAAGUGCUCUUGAAAAAUAUACCAACAAUAAUAAAAUGGUAUAAUAAAAUGGAAAAGUUUCGAAUAUUCGAGUAUUUUUUUAGUAUCAAAACGUGUGUCAUAGUUUUUUGAAAUUACGUUUUUGCAAUAGCGCUAGUUCCAAUCGAUUGUUGAACAUUUGUAUAAUUUUUGUUGAGCGCUUUUUUUGCAGAACAAAAUGCUUCUGACGGCCAUAAUUUGCUUGCGGAAUUACAUGAUGAACAUAUUUUAAUGAAUAUACACUACGAUCAGAAAGUAUUGGGAAUUUUUUAUUUAAAUGUACCGUGCAUGCGAAAACCGGUUAUUUCGACUCACAAAUCCAAGAGCCUGGAACUUGGUAUUGAAAUACUAUCGAUUGCUAUGUAUCUUCAGAGUCACAACCCAGACAGGGCCUCCAUACCAGUUUUGACAACGACACACUUGCUCGAAGACGCCUUUUGCCACUAGGUUUCACGUUGUUCGGCGUAAUUCUAGCUUCCACAUUGAUUGUUUUCGUAGCCUUUUCGAAUGCGCAUUCUGUCAUAUUGAAGUUUAUCUGCUCGUCAAUGUUCACCGCCCGGUAUUCCGGGAUGCGCUUUGAAGUUAUCAUAUCUUUUCCAAUAGUGACUUCUGCCCGCUGGAUCGCUUUGCAGUAACUCAACGUUCUCUUCACAUUGAAGCUGCUUUAGCGUGAACACACCGUCUUGCAACAGAUUUCAAAACGUAGGCAUAUGAACGGAGUCUUGUGGAACUUUCAACGUGAUCAUCAUCGAUUUCUGUUCCAGUUUGGUUUGACUCUCCACCCCUCUCUCUAAGGUGGGGGUGUGCUGCUGUACAAAUGAAACACAAAUUUCUGCAUUAUUCGAGAAUUAAUCAAGCAAAUGAAACCAAAUUUGGCAUGCGAAUGUUUUAGGGGACACGAAACGUUUCCAUGGUGAGGAGGCACUCCUCCCUUAUCUCUGAUCUCUGAGAGGGGGGUUUCUGCCAUACAAAUGAAGCAUACAUUUCUGCAUUACUCGAGAAUUAAUCAAGCAAAUGAAACCAAAUUGGGCAAAUUGGAGUUUGAGGGUACAAUAAAUUGUUCUAUGAUGGUUAGACACUCCUUUCGCUCUCUAAGGGUGGGCUGUCAUACAAAUGAAACACAAAUUUCUGCAUUACUCGAGAAUUAAUCAAGCAAAUGAAACCAAAUUUGGCAUAUGAAUGUUUUACGGGGCACGAAACGUUUGUAUGGUGAAUGCACUCUUCCCCCCUCUCUAAGGGGGGCUGCCAUACAAACGAAACACAAGCUUCUGCAUAACUCGAGAACUAAUCAAGCACAAUUUGGGAUGUGAGGGUUUUUGAGUAUGAGAAAUGGUAUGACACCCCUCCCUCCUCUGGAAUGGAGGGGGGGGGGGCAUAAAAAUAUUACACAUAUUUCAACCAAAAAUAUUCCAACCAAACAUGACAAUCGAAAAUUUUCGUGAAACUCUGAAGGAAAAAGGGAAAACCCGGAAAAGUAAAUUCGCAUAUUCUCUACAAUUACAUAGUGACAAGGGCUGUUAGUCCAUUUGAUGUUAGCGCUAGCGAAAUUGAUCUUCGUUCGAAACUGGAAAUGGAUUUUAAUGUGAUGAAACGUAGUCAUAUAUCUUUUUCUAUCUAUACCAAGAAAAGGAUCGCCGGAUGUGUUGAUAAGGGCAGAACUCGAGAAAGGAAUUUAACGAUUUAGGGCUGUCUUUAUUCUAUCAUAUUUUCUGUAUAACGGAGGAACAUGUCAUUUGCAAGUGGUUGAAUAAUCUGGAACAAGAAUUGUGUCUGAAUAUAAUCUGAAAUUAUAAUGAUGAGUUUUGUUAGAAAUACUAGGAAUUUUAUAGUAAAAGGUAAAUUCAACGGGGUCGAUUAGAAGAUCAAUCAAUGAACAGUUCUGCGAUUAGACCCAUGAACUUGCUGAUAGUAAGAAAACGUGGAUGUUUGAUAACAAAACACAAAUUUUGGGCGGGACGAAGUUUGCCGGGCCAGCUAGUGUUAAAAAUAAAUAGAAAAAAUCGAAAAAAUUGACUACGCAUAUGUACUGCAGUGGAAAGCGAAACCGAAAAAAAACUAUCCGUUCUGCAGUGAAAAGUUUGUUCAAUUGGAGCUUAUUAUUGACGUAGGACUACGUCUAACCGGAAGAUAUAGGAGGUUAAAUGAAAAUCUAGGCACUGAACAUGUAGGAAAAAAUAAAUGAUCGCAAUCGCUUAUAACUCGAGCAUUUCUUAAUACAUCGCACAUAUGUUUAUAUCAAUUGAUAGGAAAUAUUUCUUUGCAUCUAUCACAAUGAAUAACUUUUUUUCUUGAGAUAAACAAUUGCAUAAUUGUGGAACGUUAAACACUGUCCAAACGCACUAUGUGCCUCGUUUUGAUUGGUCCAAUCCAUGCUCCUCGAAUUAUUCCGACCAAAAGGAGCAACCAAAGUAACAGCGGAAUAUAAUUUGGAUCCAAGCAAAGAAUUAUAUUGUGAGCCACUCUCCUUGUGAAUCUUGGUUGUUGCUUUCCGUAAACAUCAUUAACGUUCUAACCGCGAAGCAGAGCUGAUGUACUAAGACCAUCGUUGUAGCAUGUAGCGACGGCAGGAGCAGUGCAAAAGUGAAAAGUUGGAUGUUAUAUUGAAAGAUUUGAAGGAAAAUAAUAGUGAGCUUGAAAUUUUCGAACGAGACCUCCUGCAAAAUGUUGAUUCCCACAAAAUCAGUCGGUCUUUAUCACCUAGUGUCACAAAGACGUAAAAGUUUGAGCUUUUAGAGUCCCGGCAAAUAAUUACGAAAAUAAUUCGAUACAGAUUGCGUACAAAUGGUGCCACUGGCUAUGGUUUUGGUUAGCGGAGAAAACGAAAUGUGUAAUAUGGUGUAGAGAAUGUUUCGCCAUAUCAAAGAAAAAAACCACAUUGUGUGAUGAAAACAGCAACGAAGGAAACAUCAUUAAAAAUUGACAUCGGCGUUUCUGAGGAACAGGUAUAGAUGAAGCAGAAGAUCAGGGUCACGGCUACCUAAGAUAUCCCGGACGGGGAUAUCCGAUUGUCUGCCUUGUACUCUCAGUGCUCUAGAGAGCUGAGAGCGAGCAGCAUGGAACCGGAUACACGACCAGACAACAUGCUCGAUGUCGUGGUAGUCAUCGCCACAAUCACAAAGAUUGUUUGCUGCGGGCCCAAUGCGAUAGAGAUGCGCGUUUAGUUUGUAGUGAUUGGACAUAAGCCGAGAUAUCACGCGAAUGAAAUCACGACCUACAUCCAAUCCCUUGAACCAUGCACUCGUCGAGGCCUUAGGGAUAAUCGUGUGUAACCAACGACCGAACUCAUCACCACUCCACAUGCGCUGCCAACAUACGAGCGUAUACUGACGAGGAAUGUGGAAAAAUUCAUUAUAAGCAAUUUGCCUUUCAAAAAGUGUGCCUUCUGAAGCGCCCACCUUAGCUAGCGAGUCCGCUUUCUCAUUCCCCGAAAUCGAGCAAUGAGAGGGAACCCAUGCUAAGGUAAUCUUGAAUAAUUUUUCAACCAAAACACUGAAUAGUUGUCUUAUUCUUGUUAGGAAGUUUUGUUUAAAGUCAAGAUAGCGAUAUAGUGUAUUCGACAAAGUUUUAGAUCUUAUUAAAAUAUGAACUUUUGUCGAAGACGUCAACAUUCUAUCUGUUAUAGUUUUUGAAACAUAAGUCAUUUUUGUAUGAAGACUCCUGAUAAAAAUGUUUUGCUCCUAACAUUUUUGUAUUUAAAUUCUCACGUUUGCCAUGUUUCUAAACAGACAAAAGCUAUGAAGAUCAUGCAAAUUGCGAUAAUUUAUACAUAAAAAUAUAACGAAUAGAACAUUAAUAGCAUUUUUUAAAAGAUUUCGAAAAUUCUUUUUAAUGAAAACCUAAGUAAAUUCCUACAUUUCAUUCUCUGACCAAAUUUUUGUAGGUCUUAUAGUUUUUAAAUUAAGAUUUUUCGAAAAAAAGUUGAAAAAACUCAAAAUUUAAAAAACCUGCAAAAAUUCUAUCAGGCCUACAAAAUUUUAGUCAAAGAAUGGAAUGUAGGAAAUUAUUUUGGUUUUCAUUAAAAAUUACCAAUGAAUUUUUUGGAAAGAAAAUUCAUUGAAAAAACAAUAUUUUGAAAAUUAAAAUUGAUAUUUCUCGAAAACAUAUGCUUCUAAAAUUCUGUAAAAAAUAGAUAUAAAUAACCCCUUCAAAUUUCCAACAUGUUUUCCAUACAUCGGACGAUGGGCACAUUUACAUGGAAAAAGUUUUCCGAGCAACAACUUUUUCAUGUUUUUCUUUGAAAAAAUACUAUUAAUGUUCAAUUCGUUACAUUUUUAUAUAUAAAUUAUCGCAUUUUAAAUGCUCUGCUAACUUUUCUCUAUUCAGAAAUAUGUCAAGAACAUGUCAAACGUGAGAAUUUACACACAAAAAUGUUACGAGCAAAACAUUUUUUUUUCAGGAGUCUUCAUACAAAAAUGACUUAUAUUCCAAAAAUUAUAAAAGAUAGAAAGUCGAUGUCUUCGACAAAAGUUUAUAUUUUAACAAGAUCUGAAACUUUGUCGAAUACAUUAUAUCGCUACCUUGACUUUAAAAGAAAUUAGGAUAAGUUGUAUUUUUUCAAAGAAAACAUGAUAAAGUUGUUGUUCGAAAAACUGUUUCCCUGUAAAAGUGCCCAUCUUCCGAUGUAUGGACGACUUGUUGGAAAUUUUAAGGGCUAUCUAUAUGUAUAUAUAUUCGGGAAUUUGAAAAAAAUACGUUUUUUGAAAAAAAAUAAUUUUAAUUUAUUAAAUAACAUUUUUGUCAGCGAAUUUUUUUUCCAAAAAAUUUUUAGUAUUUUUUUGUAAAAAUUUAAACAAUUUCCUAUUUUCAUCCUCUAACAAGAAUUGUGUAGGUAUCAUAGUUUUUAAGUUUUAAAUUUUUGUAAAAAAUUAAGAAAAAAAAUUGGCUGUUUCCAAAAAGUAGUCUAAUUUUUUUUCGAAUAUUUCAAGUAUGCAAAGUUGCUUAAAUGGCCCAUGACUUUACACCCACAACGUUUCACUGCUAUCUGAGAUGGUGCUGUCAACUCCUAAGAUGAGUUGGCAUGAAAUUCGUCACUUCUAGUUACUUUGUUAACAAGCCCAGUGUAACGAUCUUAGAACAUACCUUGCGAACGUAAUCGUCCGACAUUAUCUGACUUGUCCGUAGUAUAGCCCACUUCAGGGCGUUGACCCUGAGUUGAGCUGAGCUGGGUUGAGGCAUGUGCAUCAGCAUGUGUUCGGAUAAGAUUCAUGUUUCCUAUCAGCAUGCGUUGUGUUCGAUUUGACAUAUGGCAAAUCGCCCCAUUUUGCUGUAGAACAACUAGUUGAUCAGAAAAGAGGUCGGCCAUACCAGGAAGUACAUGGUUCUUCGAAAUACGUAUAUUUAGCAUUGAUUUCAACGUCAUCAUUAAGCAACACAGAAUGCAUUUCCAAAUCAUUGGACACCACAAGGCCAAAUAUCGUUAUUCUAGCAAGAUAUUCCGUUUGUAACUAAAAUUUUAAUUUCUCUCGAACAUCUUCAAAUUUUUGAAAUCAUAUUUUCAUCGAGGUAAACAACCUCAUCUAUUGAGUCACUCUCAAAUUCCUUAUCCGAUGUAUGGUAGUGAGGCGCUUUACUUUGACUUUGGAAGAUGCAUGCAAAACGUCUUUGAUGAUCCCUCGCAUAGAUGUUGUAGAAGUAUAGGCGAAUUACAAUAAAUUUUAGAUUUGACCGACCGAAUCAUCUUUCGCGGACGUCCACUUCCGGUUGAUGGCAGUAGAUGGUGAAAACCUCUUCUUUCUCUUUUAGCCUCUAAUAACUUGUUUAUCGUAAAUUUCCAUAAUAUCACAGUGGAAUACUGCCUGAGUGAUGCUUGAAACUAAUGACUGACAAAAACACUGGAAAAAAAAACCCUCAAAAGAUUGAUAAAAUAACUGGAAAACAAGAUGGAAAAAUUUUGGCAAUUCUGUUGUGCACCCUCUAUAUACAAAUUUGGACAAGAAUAUCACCUCCCGAUGCUUCGCUGAUAGUUAAUAAAAGCUAAUGAAAAGAAGGUUAGGGCAUAUAUUAUUUCAAUUAAGAACGAACGUGAAGCGAAGCGGAUGAAUGGGAGGGAAUGCAAAAGAUGUAUAUGGUACGAAUUUAUACUUUUUUGUCGUCGCAUUAUUAUCCAUAUAAAUCAACAAUAAUUGUUACAUGUGAGAUAAUCUAUUGCCAUUAUUGCAUUAUCUACUCGAUCGAUAGAGGAAGUAGAGCCGAGCGGGAACUAACAACUGAGCAACAACAACAAUUAACGAGAAGAUAGUUUAGAGUAAGCGAAAGAGCCAGAGUAAAACCAACAGAUUUAUAUAUAUUUGUUACAAAUGAAAUUUUUAUACGCCAACAAAGUGAGACGAUUCGAACAGUUGAGAUGUUGUUAAUGCGAAUUAUUUAACGAAAGUUUGUUUUUUUUCUGUAGAAGCUAGAUAAUAGCUAGAUAGCUUACCGCGCGCGAAAAUAAAACUUGUUCCUUUUGCCACUCAUACGGUACUGUUGGGAGCGGGGAAAAGAAUGCAACGGCAGCUUUUCGCGAAAAGAAACUUUUCUGCCACAAAUUAAAACCACCCACGUGGAACUCAUUUUCGCCUAGAAAACUCGCUUCUCUUCUCGCGCUACUUCUCUUCGAAUUUAUUGUUUCCUGGCGAACUUGCUUAAAUACUAGAAAACCGCUUCGCUCGUAAUUUCUAUCUUCCACCUCUGUAAAUAUUACCAGCAAAAAGAACCAGAAGUAACCAAAAAAAAGUUAAACUUUAUACUAGAACUUCUCUCUUGCAGAAAGCAUAAAAAACUACACAAAAGGAAAGUACAGGGUCAAAAAUUAGUUUUAUUUUUCUACUCGGUCCUUCGGAAGGGAAACGGAAGGAAAAGUUUACUGUUCUAAAUGAAACUAAAAACCGAAUUUAUGUUGAAAACUUCCCCUCUGUGAGCGUUAAAAUAUUAUUGGGAAUUCCUCGGUGUACUUGAAACAUUUUGUUGUUUUUAGCAAAAUUUCAGAUUCAAAAUUGUCUCAGCCAGCUUGCAAAAGAAAUGAGCAACCAAGAUAAAAACUCACUGCCAAAAGCGGUUAAACAAAUGAGAAAACAGUGGCCGUAUUGCCACUCGCUAGAAAUACUGAUUGUGAAUUUUCAAUUUGUCAUGUACCAAACACAAUCCAUACACUAAAAUCAAAUCUACUUAAGAUCGAUGUUAUAUCUGUCAUUUUUCGAUUAACGCUAUAACUCUUUAACUGUCAUAUGUCUCUAGUGGAAAAUCUAACCGAAAAAGAAAAAAAAAACAUUGAACGAGCCAAUGUGAGUGCCCAAAACGCACAGCAAAUGAUGGAAUAAAACAAGAAUCAAAAU
Messenger RNA from Toxorhynchites rutilus septentrionalis, 11589 nucleotides. It is a transcript of the gene Drl-2, whose product is annotated as tyrosine-protein kinase Dnt. The transcript is spliced from 12 exons. Gene Ontology annotation, cellular component: signaling receptor complex. The record is from RefSeq and is a predicted model, not a curated record. Gene Ontology annotation, molecular function: protein kinase activity; ATP binding. NCBI's taxonomy places the organism in Eukaryota, Metazoa, Arthropoda, Insecta, Diptera, Culicidae. The coding region runs from base 1336 to 3228 and encodes 630 amino acids. Gene Ontology annotation, biological process: axonogenesis; cell surface receptor protein tyrosine kinase signaling pathway; multicellular organism development.